This is a messenger RNA of Brachypodium distachyon (stiff brome), 1227 nucleotides long. RefSeq names its product F-box/kelch-repeat protein SKIP11. The transcript has a single exon. Gene Ontology annotation, cellular component: nucleus. NCBI's taxonomy places the organism in Eukaryota, Viridiplantae, Streptophyta, Magnoliopsida, Poales, Poaceae. The record is from RefSeq and is a predicted model, not a curated record. Gene Ontology annotation, molecular function: protein binding.
AUGACGUUAGAAGGAAAAUAUCUCGAGCGCGAUGUCCUCACCGGCAAGCGCCGGGAACCAGAAGAUUUUGAAGAUGAAGAUAUGGAGGAGGUAUAUGGCGGUGGCGGAAAGCGCAUCAAGUCUACUUCUGAUCUGCUGAACGUCUCCGAGAGCAAUGACUCCAGCGGCCAAGCCUCCUCAGGGAGUGGAGAGCCAGAUGGUGCUGGAAGCAAUCUUAUUGGCGAGAUUGGCCGUGACCUGUCCAUCAACUGCCUCAUCCGGCUAUCAAGGUCAGACUAUGGCUCGAUGGCCUCCGUGAACUGGGAUUUCAAUUCACUUGUGCGCAACGGUGAGAUCUACCGCCAAAGGCGGCAAAAUGGUAUGGUGGAGUAUUGGGUCUACUUCUCUUGCAAUGCCCUGGAGUGGGACGCUUACGACCCAUAUCGCAAGCGUUGGAUUCAAGUGCCUAAGAUGCCACCAGAUGUAUGCUUCAUGUUCUCCGAUAAGGAGUCACUUGCCGUGGGCACUGAACUGCUCGUUUUUGGGUUGGUUCACAUUGUCUUCAGAUAUAGCAUCCUAACCAACUCAUGGACACAGGUUGAUCCGAUGAACUCACCGCGGUGCUUGUUUGGUUCAACAAGUGUCAGUGAAAAGGCAUAUGUGGCAGGGGGCAUUGAUUCUUCUGGACAGAUAUUGAGCUCUGCAGAGAUGUAUGACUCUGAGACACAUACUUGGACGCACCUUCCCAGCAUGAGUACAGCUAGGAAGAUGUGUUCCAGGGUGUUCAUGGAUGGCAAGUUCUAUGUGCUCGGUGGUGUUACGAACAACGACCAGGUGUUGACAUGUGGUGAGGAAUAUGACUUCAGGCUGCAAUCUUGGAGAGUCAUUGAGAACAUGUCUGAGGGCCUAUAAGGACUGACAGGUUCCCCUCCGCUCAUUGCAGUUGUCAAGAACCAACUUUAUGCAGCUGAUUACAGUGAGAAUGAUGUGAAGAGAUAUGGCAACGUCAACAAUAAGUGGAUCACUCUCGGGAAAUUGCAUGAACGGUCUAUGUCAAUGAAUGGGUGGGGCCUUGCUUUUCGAGCUUGUGGUGACCGGCUGAUUGUUAUUGGAGGUCCAAGUACUUUUGUUGGUGGCUAAAUUGAGAUUCACUCAUGGAUCCCUAAUGAGCAACCGCCUGUUUGGAAUUUUGUUGCCACGCAAACAUCCGGGAAUUUCGUUUAUAAUUGCGCCGUGAUGGGUUGCUGA